UCUCAGUGUUUCUGUUUUUGUAAUCCAAAAACAUUUUCCCCUCCGUCUAUCUGUCUACAUUAAAUAGCUCUUAAAAUAGAGAGGGAAUUUUAGUCUACCGGCAAUUUAGUUGUAAACUGUGCCUGAAGGAUUGCUUGUUAAAUCUGCUUGCGAAAGGAAGGCUGGUGGAAGAAACUUGUUUUCCAAGGACAGAAAAAUACAGAACUAAUGGCAAUCGAAAAGGUGACAGAUAUCCCCUCUGAUAAUGUAUAUGCUUACGCAUUAUCAAAAACCCUCACGAAGGUCUCAUCUCCUCUCACCGUGGGCUUGUAUUCAGAAUGUCACAACAGGAUCAACAUGGUUCUCAAAAAAAUCGAGGUCCAUAUGAAUCUAGAGGCCCAAAGAAGAGAACAGAAGAACACAAAGGAAAAAAAGCCUCGCUCAGUUAAACCCUCCAUAUGUGACCUGCUGUCUCUCAUCCUGCAUCUCCUCUUCUAUCGACCUGUGUGGACAGAGCAGAAUCAGAACCGGAAGAAUAUUCGGUACAUAUUUGUGAGGUUCAGUGCCUGGCAUUUUGCUGGCAGUGACAUGCUGUGGGCUGGACUGGUUAUGCAAUUGUUCACGUCUUUUCAGAAUAACUUCGGUAAGCUCCAGCUGAGUCUUUUUAGGAUUGCGCAAUACAAUGAAGAAAAGGAUUCGCCGAGAAAAAAGAUUGAGGACUCUCUAAAAGAAUGGAGGAGCAAAAAGUUGUGCUGUAUUCCCAUUUGGGCGGUAAUACUGAUGGGAUUCGUCGGAACAAUUGUCAUUGUGGUCUGUCUUAUCAUAUAUGGAUUUUCAGAACACAUGGGUAAACCAGUAAUGGAAAGCUUUGCUAUUACUAUACUUGGCGUUCCUGUAGCUGGGGCCAUAAAGUUCAUAUUCUUGUUACUGAAGAACCUCAUCAUCAACCAGGACCUUAAAGUAAGACAAGGGCUGGACAACCAAAAGGUUAGUGAGCAGCUGGGAUUGAUGCAUGAGGUUCGUAAAGAGAUGAGACUGUUGAGCUGUUUCGUUCACUUCAUGGAGCUCUUCGAGAGGAGAAAGAUCAGAGUGGUAUUGGAGAUCACCAAUUUGGAUCGGUGCACGCCAAAGAAAAUCGUAGGAGUUUUGGAUGCUAUCAACAUACUUUUAUCUGACGAAGAGAGUCCCUUUAUUUCUCUGCUCGCCGUUGACCCAGAAGUGCUGGUUAGGCAGGUGGACCUGGCCGAGAAUUGUUCUGGCAAAACAAAUUCAGCGUAUGACUUUCUAGACCGAAUAAUCACACUGCCCUUUACCGUGCCUCCACUGUGUGAUGCAUCAAAAUGCAGGGUCUUUCAGAACAUUGUUCGUGGUCAAUCCGAGAUCCGUGAAGACACCGAUACAUCGUCUCUAGGACCUCCCAGAACCUCAGUCUCUGUAGUAGAUGAGUCUACUAGUAAAUCUGAUCAUAAUGAAGAAGAUCAAGUCUUCCUUUUGAAAGAAAAAAAUGUUACGUACCCAGCAGCAGAACUUAGUCAAGUAGAAGUGGCUAAAACUAUUGACUCUGCAUUUCAAGACAUCCUUUCCAGCAAGCUUAAAACAUAUUUAUCUGGUGACACUAUGUCCAUGAGAAGAGUGAUUAACUCCAUUCGUGUAACGAUUAUUAUUAUGGAGACUCUGAAAUUGGAGCUUCCACCUACUAAGAUGAUCGCUGCAUGGGUGGUUUUGGCAGACCGCUGGCCUUGCAGACUAAGCUGGAUUCUUCAGUGUGUAGAAGAUGACCAACAGAGAGCCGAGAUAGAUGGACAAAACGAAACGAUCUGUGCGACCGAUGACGCCAAAGCAUUAUGGGAUGUGUUUAAUGAACACAGUCUUGAACUCUACCUGCAAGGACAUGAGGCUGAGAACUUUUUGGAAAGAGACUGGGACCCUGAACUUUUUGAGAAGUUCCUUAAGAAAGACUUCAAGUUCACCAUAGGGGAGGUGAAAAGGUUUGUGCUUUGUACUGUGAACUUAAACUAUUCCAUCAAGAAUGAGCUGGCCAAGAUACGCGGGAGCCAUGAAUUGAAAAGAGCGAGAAGAAAUGUGUUCAACUCACUUGCCGCAAAAAAAGUCAUUAGCAUGAAAACGGAAGAUGUUUGUGAAGAGCUGUUACGACUCAGCUUUUCAGAGAAAUACAUCACAAGAGUGAGGGAGAAUUCCUUAGAUGGUCAAACAAUCCUCUUCAAUGACCCCAGAGACCUCAGGCAGGUCCUGCAAAUGACUCUUGGUGAAUGGACAAAUUUUAAAAUUCAUUUCCUCGGGGUCAUGCCUUCUAGACGAACAGAUCUGGCACAGUCUUCAAAAGCCACACGCCCUGAAGUGGUCAUGUGUUCAUGUGGACGCAGGACCAGCAUAGAAUAUAAGUGACCUUGAGGUGUGCAUCGGUGCAUUCAUUGCACUAAGAAUGUUUCAGGAAACAAUGCCGAAUCCCUACGGCAAUAUAAUUUUCCUAUGGCUAGGCAUGCACAAGACUGUAAAUGUACACCAGUGAAUCAUAUCCAGGGAAUGAUGACGUUUGAAAGAAGAAAAUAUUUGUGAAAUGUAUGUGGAACACUUCUGCAAAUUUUUAAGAUUUAUUUCUUUAUAUAGGAAAUAUAAAUUGUAUGAUCGCUAAAACAUUUUCAGUAUUUUAAAAUGUAACAAUUACUGACUGUCAUUUCUAUAUGAAUACAUAUAAGGUCCCGAUAAGGAUUUUUUUCGCAAUGAUACCACAAAAGAGAUAUUUUGGUGUCAUUAAGACAGACUUUCUAAAAUCAGCUUUUUUUGUCUGAGCUAUUCAUGAAAUAGAAAUAUGAGAAUUUAUAUUUGAUUUGUAUAAUUUUAAUAUUUUUAAUAUUUUACACAAAAAAUAACUUUCAAUUUUGCCAAUUUUACUUAAAAAAUAUAUUUAACAAGUUUGAACUUACUCUAGUUCAUUGAACAAAAAGUGUGUCUUGAAAGCUUUACUUAAAAAUUAUUUGUUCAGCCAACAUAACAUUGUUUCAUAAAAGUAUUUAAGAGAAUUUUGCAGUGUGGGUAAUUGUUGUUCUGGCAGAAUUGUUGUACACUCUUGCAGAAGUGUAGCACCAUUAGAUGCUACGGGGUAAGGGUAAGUGAGUAAUAAAUGACCAAGUAUAAGUAAAUGAACUUCUGAUAUGUUUUAGAACAAAACAAACAAACCAACGGUAUGAAAUGUAACAUUGCAUUUCAAAUAUGUUUGUUAUAUGUUUGAUAAACUGUGAUUAAAAAAGGUCUAUAUGAUGAGUGGUA
This is a messenger RNA of Paramisgurnus dabryanus, 3267 nucleotides long. RefSeq names its product NTPase, KAP family P-loop domain containing 1 (gene nkpd1). Lineage: Eukaryota; Metazoa; Chordata; Actinopteri; Cypriniformes; Cobitidae. The record is from RefSeq and is a predicted model, not a curated record.